Fusarium verticillioides 7600 is the source of this 2040-nucleotide messenger RNA. RefSeq lists its product as hypothetical. The transcript has a single exon. The coding region runs from base 1381 to 1698 and encodes 105 amino acids. The record is from RefSeq and is a predicted model, not a curated record. Lineage: Eukaryota; Fungi; Ascomycota; Sordariomycetes; Hypocreales; Nectriaceae.
CUCAUCAUUCUUAGUUUUCUUAUCUCUUCCACAAGAAAACGUGCGUCGUCAAUCGUCCUGAGUCUGUUCAUCAUGAGACUUGCGCAACCAGGUCUUAUGCUGCCUCGACCUGUGCUCCCCGCGGCGUGAGGGUUCUGGGUCUGGGUCAUAUGCUGACGUACCCUCAUGAGAUUCAUGCCGACUGGAGCACAAGGGAACGAUUCACGCAAUGAGAAAGAAUAAUCAGUCCUUCGUACCACAUAUCGCGGUCCCAACAUAAUAUCAGGUUGCUCGGAACAUAUUUUCUUCCUUCGUUCCACGCCCAUGCACUCCAAUACCGCUGCUUCUUGAAGAAGCGGUCUGCAUUGCUCUAAAACGCCAGCAAAUAUCCGAGAAGAUGACAACGGCAAUACGGAACUUGAAACACUCCAAACAUAAUACACACGAUAAGGAGAAGAAGCAAAGAAAACAAACAUGUAGGAGCGAUGCAAGGAAGUUGAUAAAAGGACCUUUCUCCUGUCGCACAGAAAGCAAAAUGGGUAUAGUAUUUACAAGCAGAAAAAAGAUGGGGUAUAUGCUUCAACCUCCUGGCGGCUUCUGAUCAACAGAAUCACUUCGGCCAACUUACAUACGAAGUGAUGCCGCCUUGAAGGUUUCUAUAUCAUAUCAACAUUGCUGGUCCCGUAGGCCCAGCCUCAUAUAUGUCUCAACAGUGGUCUCCCAGAGUUGGUUCAGGCCAACGAUUUGGAGAUUGCGACAACCAGGGACAACAUGAUGCCGUCUAUCAGAAAACCGAGCAAGCAAGUCAAGGAAAGAAAAAUCAGCGAAACGCACAAACCUACCUUAUUGAGUAAUGUUGAGGAGGGUAUUGGGACGAACCAACGCGGCUACUCUGGAGCCCCUGCUGUUAGCUUAUGACCCAAGAUCUAGGGACAGGAACUGGCGACGAACCUCUGAACAAUCACUCAAACUGUGCACCAAUACCAGCCGAGUUUGAGUUUGACGGAACAGUAAUGAUCGAUUGCGUCGGCUGGUACCUGGCCAUGUCGGCUUCCAGGCUCGCAAUGCUGUGUUCUCGAAGUUGACUGCCAGCAACGUGACCAUUGUUGGCACCACGAGACUGGAUGCGGGCAAAGACGUUAUCGUGAGAGUACGUAGCCACACGGUUCUGUGACAGUUCCGGGGCUUCUUGUCGAGCUUCUACCGCAACGCUACCAUCGUCAUGUCUAUUAGCUGCAUUCUUCAUCACCUAAUACCGAGAACGUCCAAGACGUGCUUCCUCAGCGGGCAACGCAACGUACCCAACGGCCGAACCCUGACGAGGAACGACAGAAGACAUGAUUAUUGAACGGCGAUAUUGGUCGGGCGUUAUAGAUCGAAGGUAGGAAAACCGAAAUUGCUAUGAAUCAAGCGAUUGCGGCGGCGGCGGCGAUGUCGGUGGUGAUGAUAAUGAUGAUCGGAUCCGAACGACGACGCGAAAGAAUACGGCCUUUGCCAACGACCGAUGAGAAUAACAAUAUAAGAAUGGAUACGAAGGAAGGGCCCGAGCAGCAUGAGCUAGAGAUUAUGCAGCGCAGAAGACGAGCACCGGUGUUCAGCGCACAGAGGAGAGCGACGAGGAAACGGGUGAAAGCUGGAGAAGAUAGGAAGAGGCGGCGGCGGCGGGUGGGGGAGGGACAGCACUCGCAAGAGCUCGAUGGGCAAACAGCUGCGGCGUAAGGCAAGGUAGCUAGGGGGAGCAAGAAUGUGCGGUAAGAUAAUGCGUCAAAGGUAAGUGAGUGAUGUGAUGAAGUCAAAGUAAAGAGUUAUAAGGGGGUGAACAAGUUUAUAUCCAAGGUGCUCGAUAGAGUUGGGAUGAAAGGAUGGGAUGGGUGUAUCAAGCAUGAGCAUAGAGAGGGAGAGAGAGAAAAAAAAAAUAAGGUACCAAGCAAUAUGACGAUACGGUAAUCAAGUAACAGUAAAAAAGUUGCGACACGAUCCAACCAAUUUGUGAGCGAGUGAGCAGCCGAGCACGGAGAGGAGAGGGGAGGGGACCGCGGGGAGGAAGACCAGAUACGCCCA